Bipolaris zeicola 26-R-13 is the source of this 234-nucleotide messenger RNA. RefSeq lists its product as uncharacterized. NCBI's taxonomy places the organism in Eukaryota, Fungi, Ascomycota, Dothideomycetes, Pleosporales, Pleosporaceae. The record is from RefSeq and is a predicted model, not a curated record. The transcript has a single exon. The annotation marks the transcript as partial.
UGGGAGAUAUGGACGAAUGGAGCAUUUGGGGCAUGUCACAAUGGUGGAUUAAGCUACUUUUACGAGUUUCAAGAAAUGGUGUACAUACAUUCUUGGGGGAGCAGGCGCAUAGCAAGUUCAAUCUCAACGUUUAAUCAAGAUUCGUUUUCUUGUGGUACCCUUGUCCACCUGUUGCAACUUUUGCGAGGCUGCUCACAGAUCAGCUCCACUUCAAUCCUGGCUGACGUCGUGUAG